AUGGGGGGUGUGGACCUCAUGGAUAGAAUGAUUGCUCAUUACCCUCAUGGAUUCAAGAACAAAAAAUGGUACUUGAGGAUUUUUUUUCAUUUUUUGAAUAUUAGUAUAAUUAACUCAUGGAUAAUAUACAAAGAAAAUUGUCAAAAUAUACCACUUCUUCAGUUUAAAGCAUCAAUUGUUUGGACCAUGCUCCAAAUAGGAAAAUGUGAUACACCAAAAAGAGGCAGGCCUUCCUUACAAUCUGAUCCACCAAAAAAAAAAAAAAAAAUAACUAGGUAUAUUUGUAAAAAAUGUGAUACUCCAGUUUGUCCAGAGUGCAUGGAAGACUUCCAUAGAAAAUAA
Molecule: messenger RNA, 342 nt
Organism: Macrosiphum euphorbiae (potato aphid)
Lineage: Eukaryota; Metazoa; Arthropoda; Insecta; Hemiptera; Aphididae
Source: the annotation of a GenBank genome assembly